This is a messenger RNA of Diversispora eburnea, 1572 nucleotides long. The record is from the annotation of a GenBank genome assembly. NCBI's taxonomy places the organism in Eukaryota, Fungi, Glomeromycota, Glomeromycetes, Diversisporales, Diversisporaceae.
AUGCCUACGUCCAAAUCGUGUGAACUCUCAAGUAUUCCUCCUAAGAAAAGGUCAUCGAUAUCCGAACGAAAUUCAAAGAAAAGAAAAGUAGAAAUGGAUGAGAACGUAGAUAAAAACGACGUAGAAAUGUCAAAACAAGAGUUUUCAACAAUGACCAGCUUUAUUUUUAACGCCAUCACUCUUAAAAACGAGGGCAAUAUGACAAAAUAUAAUGAACUUUUCCGAUUAAUCGGAGAUGGUGUGUGUAAAAACACCUUCGGUUUAAAGAAAACUCAUCUUUGGGUAUUGGCCUUUUCUCGCGCCACACAAAUGCUAGAUUGUUCAUAUUAUAUUGAUUCUAUAUUAAAUAUGUUGGUAAAACAUUUUGUAUUAAGAUUAGAUAAGGAUGGAACAAUACCAGACAAUCUUGAAUUUAUACAUGGUCGUGUACAUUACGCUCUUAAGAAUGUCUUGCCGGUUGUACCGAGUGGGGAAGAAGAAUUAAUUAAAAUCAUUUUCCAAAAUUUUCCAUAUAAAAAGGAUUCCUUAGUUGUGCAUGUAACUUAUCUUAAAAACGUUUUACAAAUGUUGGAAUAUUUACCAACCUUGCAAACUCAAGUUUUGGAAUUAUUAUUUGAACGUUUAACCGAUCUCGAUACUGAAGUGCAGGGGAAAAUGGAAGAAAUUGAGAGUUUCGAAGAAUCCUCUUCCCAAUAUGAUAUCAGCUUUCAUUCCGAGACCAGCAGUACGGUGAGCAGCCUAAGGUCUAAAGGGAGAUCAUACGUGAGCAUUUCGUCUCAUAGUUCAAUUACUGAGGAUCAUAGUGAUGAUGAUAUCAGCAGUUCUUCUUCACCUUGCAUCGUUGUUCUUGAUGUUAGGCAACUUAUCGAAAAAUUAGAUUGCAUGUUAAAACUUUUAUUGGAUUAUCUGAAAUGGUUUUUUGAUAAUUCAACAAAUGAACAACAAGAGGAAUUAUUUGAUACAUUAAUGACAAUCUUUGAGAAGAUCGUCUUAUUAACUUUCAAAUCACGAUAUACCCAAUUUUUGAUAUUUUGGUAUGUUUCAUUGAAAAAAUCAUAUGUUCAACCAUUUCUUGCACAACUGCUUCAUAAAUUGUUGGCUGAUAAAGAACCACCAAUAAUACGGGAAGUCGCUUCACAAUAUGUCGCUUCUUAUAUUGGAAGAGCCGCUUAUUUAAGUACUGACGAUGUUCGUUUAUGUGUUCGAGCUCUACUUAAAUGGGCUGAAAAAUAUUUGGAUUGUUACGAAAAUUUUCGUGAUGUAACCGAUGGUAUACCUCAUUGGUGGCCCGAUAUCAUGAGACUCCAAAGAGUUAUUAAAUCUAAAUUUGCGCCUCUCCAGGUAUGCACCGGGGAAAUUGUAAAAAUGUUUAUUAGGAUAACCGAAGCUUUGCAAUUCAUGAAUUGUAAGGAAGUACUCGGCGAUAGAAUUUACAGGGACUCCAAAAAAGAAUUUUUGGAUAUGAAUGAAUAUUUUCCAUUUGAUCCUUUUCGACUAAAAACAUCUAGAUCUUACAUUAGUUCAAUUUAUCAAGAUUGGAAAGGUAUUCCAGGGGAUUAUGAUGUUGAAUGA